CCCUCGGCCGGGAGUGGGAAGAUGUCACACUCCACCCAGCCCACCGCCACCGACGAGGGGGCCACGUUCCAGCACCUCUGGAGCUCUCUGGAGCCGGACAGCACCUACUUUGACCUUCCCCAGUCGGGCCAGGGGAAUGAUGAGGUGGUGGGUGGUGCGGAGGCCAGCAUGGAUGUCUUCCACCUGCAGGGCAUGACCACUUCUGUCAUGUCCCAGUUGCAUUUGCUGAGCAGCACCAUGGACCAGCUGGGCAGCCGCGCGGCCUCGGCCAGCAGCCCCUACGCCCCAGAGCACACAGCUCGUGUGCCCAGCCACUCGCCCUACGCGCAGCCCAGCUCCACCUUCGACACCAUGUCGCCCGCGCCUGUCAUCCCCUCCAACACCGACUACCCCGGCCCCCACCACUUCGAGGUGACCUUCCAGCAGUCGAGCACAGCCAAGUCGGCCACCUGGACGUACUCUCCUCUGCUAAAGAAGCUUUACUGCCAAAUCGCCAAGACGUGCCCCAUCCAGAUCAAGGUGUCCACCCCGCCGCCUCCGGGCACUGUCAUCCGCGCCAUGCCCAUCUACAAGAAGGCGGAGCACGUGACCGAGGUCGUGAAGCGCUGCCCCAACCACGAGCUCGGGCGGGACUUCAACGAAGGACAGUCUGCCCCCGCCAGCCACCUCGUCCGCGUGGAGGGCAACAACCUUUCGCAGUACGUGGACGACCCUGUCACCGGCAGGCAGAGCGUCAUGGUGCCCUACGAGCCCCCGCAGGUGGGGACAGAGUUCACCACCAUCCUGUACAACUUCAUGUGCAACAGCAGCUGUGUCGGGGGCAUGAACCGGCGGCCCAUCCUCAUCAUCAUCACCCUGGAGACACGGGACAGACAGGUGCUGGGCCGCCGGUCCUUCGAGGGCCGCAUCUGUGCCUGUCCUGGCCGAGACCGCAAAGCGGACGAAGACCACUUCCGCGAGCAGCAGGCCCUGAACGAGAGCGCUGCCAAGAGCGGGGCUGCCAGCAAGCGCGCCUUCAAGCAGAGCCCCCCUGCUAUCCCUGCCCUGAGCACCAACGUGAAGAAGAAGCGGCACGGGGACGAGGAAACCUACUACAUUCACGUGCGGGGCCGGGAGAACUUUGAGAUCCUGAUGAAGGUCAAGGAGAGCCUGGAGUUGAUGGAGCUGGUGCCCCCGCAGCUGGUCGAGUCGUACCGGCAGCAGCAGCAGCUCCUGCAGAGGCCACCCCAGCUGUCCCUUCCGAGCAGGAGCCACCUGCAGCCUCCGUCCUACGGGCCCGUCCUCUCGCCCAUGAACAAAGCGCACGGGGCUGUCAACAAGCUGCCCUCCGUCAACCAGCUGGUGGGCCAGCCUCCCCUGCACGGCUCUGCGGCCGGGCCCAACCUGGGGCCCAUGGGCCCCGGGAUACUCAACAACCACGGCCACGCCCUGCCGGCCAACGGCGAGAUAAACGGCGGCCCCAGCUCCCAGUCCAUGGUCUCGGGGUCCCACUGUACCCCGCCACCCCCCUACCACGCCGACCCCAGCCUGGUCAGUUUUUUAACAGGCUUGGGGUGUCCCAACUGCAUCGAGUAUUUCACCUCCCAGGGGUUACAGAACAUUUACCACCUGCAGAACCUAACGAUAGAGGACCUGGGGGCCCUGAAGAUCCCGGACCAGCACCGAAUGACCAUCUGGAGGGGCCUCCAGGACCUGAAGCAGAGCCACGACUACGGCGCGCAGCAGCUGAUCCGCUCCAGCAGCAACGCGGCCACCAUCGCCAUCGGGGGCUCGGGGGAGCUGCAGCGGCAGCGGGUCAUGGAGGCCGUGCACUUCCGCGUGCGCCACACCAUCACCAUCCCCAACCGCGGGGGCCCGGCUGGGGGUGCAGGGCCCGAUGAGUGGGCCGACUUCGGCUUCGACCUCCCGGACUGCAAGUCCCGCAAACAGUCCAUCAAAGAGGAGUUCACGGAGAGCGAGGCCAACUGA
Molecule: messenger RNA, 1968 nt
Organism: Eubalaena glacialis (North Atlantic right whale)
Lineage: Eukaryota; Metazoa; Chordata; Mammalia; Artiodactyla; Balaenidae
Gene: TP73
Product: tumor protein p73
Exons: 13
Coding region: 22-1968 (648 amino acids)
Biological process (GO): apoptotic process; regulation of transcription by RNA polymerase II; protein tetramerization
Cellular component (GO): nucleus
Molecular function (GO): DNA-binding transcription factor activity, RNA polymerase II-specific; protein binding; RNA polymerase II cis-regulatory region sequence-specific DNA binding
Source: RefSeq, a predicted model, not a curated record